GCUGUUGCAAUUAGUUUCCGGGUCAAAUGCGAUUUUCCCAAGUCAAAAUAGAACUUCAGAGGAUGAUUGAAUGAGUUUGCCCUCCAGAUAUCGGUGUAUUAACAUUUUCAGUUUGUCGGAAACGAACAAAAGUUGACAGAUGGCUGGUUUACCACCAGGAGACCCGCAGCUGGUAUCCAUGAUCGUCAACCAUUUAAAAACUCAAGGUCUCUUCGACCAAUUCAGAAGAGACUGCCUUGCAGAUGUGGAUACAAAGCCUGCCUACCUGAAUUUAAAACAACGAGUGGACAACUUUGUUUCUAACCACCUCUCUAACCACACAUGGAGUCCUCACUUGAACAAAAAUCAACUGCGAAACAACAUCAGGCAAUUGGUCCUUCAGUCUGGAAUGCUAGAGCAGGGAGUAGACAGGAUAGUGGCACAGGUAGUGGAUCCCAAAAUCAACCAUACCUUUAGGCCUCAGGUAGAAAGAGUGGUCCGGGAAUUCCUGUCACCUGGUUGUUAUGUCGAGGAACCAGCUGCCCUACCUGUACCCGAUGAGGAGAAGCUUGCCCACAACCUACCUGAGCAAGCCUCUUCUUCUGCCCCUGCUGGAAAUGCCAUGUCCAUCCUGGAUACCAUAACCACCCUUAACCAGGAAGCCAGCUCCUGGGCCAGUUCCAGUGGGGAGAAAAAUCGCAAGGGGGGCUUGGAGGAGCCGAUGCUGGAUUUGGAGGAGGGGGAACAGGACAUGAAUGUUGUUGAGGAAGGGGAAGAAGACCAAGAGGAGACAGGAGAAGAAGAUCUGAUGCUUUUGUCAGAUUUCCACGCUAUGGAUGUCAAAAAGGAGGAUGUAGAGCUGACGGACUCAGAGAGGGAGCGAUUGACUGAGAUGAAGACUGAGGAGGAGGAGGUUGGGACUCCUGAACUGGCAGACGAGGGUAAAGACAAAGUUGACAGCAAGAUCUCAGGAACGCCCAAAGAAGAAGGGCAGACACUAGAUGUUGAUCCACUCAGAUCUCCCAGUGAGAAACACCAUAUGAAACAAAAGGCCAGAGAGAGGCUUAAAGAAGAAUACUCUUUGGAAGACUCUGACCUCGAAGGCCUCAGUGACAUCACUGUCAGCUCCGUCCACACCAGUGACCUGUCUUCAUUUGAGGAGGAGAGCGACGAUGAGUUACCACCAUCUGACUCCUCGGAGGAUGGUGAAGUGUCGUCCGAUGGUGACAAGGAAGAGAAAAAGCAGACCUGUACAGACAAUGAGGAAGACAAGGAGCGUAAACCUCGUCGACAGGCAUACGUCCACAAACCCUUCCUCUACUCGCGUUACUAUAGCGACUCAGAUGACGAAGUCACUGUGGAGCAGCGUCGGCGGUCGGCAGCGAAAGACAAGGAGGAGAGGUUGCUCAAGAGACAACAGAAUAGGGAGCGAAUGGAGGAGAAGCGUAAACAGAGGGCGGCUCAACUGGAAGAACAGAACAAGAGAAGGCAGGAGACGGCAUCCCUCAGUCUGGAGGGACCCAGGGCCAAGGAAGCUCGCAAGGAAAGGAAGGUUCUGGAAAAGAAAAUGGCCCUCAGUCGGAAGAGAAAACGGGACUCGAGGAAAGAAGGAGAUACUUUCAUCAAGAAGAAAGGAGAUUCAGAGUGUGAAUAUGCCAAGAAGGAAGAAGGAAAGGCUGGGACUUCAAAGAGCUCGCAACCAAAGUCUAUCAGAAAGGUUUCAGAGUCUGCAUCAUUAGACGAGAGGCGCAGAAGGAAGAGCGGUAGCACUUCGGAAGACUCCGCCGAUCCGAGAAAGGCGGCCGACAGAAGUCGUACGCACUCCUUCAUCCUGGACUUGGAGCAGGGCUUGGAAGAGUCGCUCAAGCAGCGCUCUGCGGGGAAGUUUGACCGUCAGUCUCGCAAAGAGCUGCACCCCAGAGAGCGCAAAGACAAGGAGCGCAGUCUCUCUGACGAGCGUGCCAAGCCCAAGCAGAAGUCAGAGAAGAGGGUUGAAGGGGAUGGGGAGGAGUCUCAGCAGAAGGAGCUUAAAGUCUCCUCGGAUGACAAAGGGGAGAAGAAGAUCAAGGUCAAAAGUGACAAAAGAACUUUAGGGAUGGGCAGGGAGGCUCGGGCGUCUGUGUCGGAGAGUGUCUGUGAGGAAGGCUCUCACAAAGACGCGAAAAAGGGGAAGGGGACUGCUGUAGACGCUACCAAAGUAGACAAGGAGAGGGAGAAAGACAAAGAGAAGGGUAAGGAGAAAGACAAGGCCAAAGAGAAGGAUAAGACGAAAGGAGAGAAGGCUUCCGCGAAAAGCGACUUGAGGCAGCUGCUCAGAGACUCGACUGGUUCGUCUGAGGAACGAUCUGACAUGGAGCCAGGACCUGACAAUAUCAAAAGGAGAGAGAAACCCCCUAAAGAUGGUCUGAAGAGGUCAAGGAACCACAAUGAGGACGUGGAGAAGACUAGGCACGUGGAGAAGGGGAAGAUUAGGUCUGAGGCCAAGGAUGGUGAAAAAGAGAAACCUAAAGUGGAAGAUGGCACCCAGGAAAGCCAGAAGUCAAUCAAGCCCAGCUCUGAGAUGGAGAAAGAUCCCAGAAAGUCUAAGGAGAUAGAGUCACAGUCUGUGAAAGGCAAAGCAAUGGAAAAAUGUCGAUCCAAAUCAAAGGAAGAUGUGAAGGUUCCGUCCUCAUCCAAGGUGGACAAGAAAGCGCCGGGCACGGAUGUCAAAAGCAAAGGAGGAGCACCUGCAGGCAAGCCUGACACGUUGAAAGACAGAAAAAAAGACCCAGGCAUGAAGGCACACAGGAGGGGCUCUGAAGAGAUCCCAGCAGAAAGGAACGAGGACAAGAGUGCCAAGAAACUUGAGAAGAAGACUAAAAUCCCAGAGAAGAAAGGAGAACCCCAAGACGAAGCCAAAGGAAUCAAAGGAGACGACAAGUCGGACAAGUCCUCAACGCCGCCCGUGUCCUCGCCCGUUCUUGAGGUGCCAGAGUUCUCCGGGACACCCCCCCAGCCGAAAGACGCGUGCACAGACUCUGAUCCCAGCGCCGCCAUCGUCACUCCCUCGGUUCCGGAUGACACCUACGAUGCGCUGAGUGACAUCACCCCCGAACCCGACGACGAGGACGAUGCCGUGAAGCGGCUGCGUGAGGUGGAACCACGUCUGCCGGCGUCUGAGGCCGACGCUCUCCUCACCCUGGUGGACAUCUGCACUUCGGAGGAUGCCCGGCUGGUCUCGGUCACAGACGUUGCUGUGGCCGUACAGGGAGACCAUAGAGAAGCUACGGCAGCAGAUGAAGGACAGUCCUUGCCAGAGCUGGCCUUCCAGGAUGCCGACUUGAAGAUGAAAGAGGCCGCCCUGACGCUGCUUUCCAUGGACCCUGAGAGCAUAGUGUCCUCGAGCGUAGCCACACAGGAGGCCGCCGCCCUGGCUCCACAGCAGAUGGAAACAGCGCCACCUGGAGGAGGAGAGUGGCAAGAUUCUGUGCAUGUGCAGGAAGAGGUGGAAAAUGCCACAGACGUGGGAUCUCAGCAGAUGGAUGUUCCUGUGGCAGAACCAGAGGGAAAAGAUGCUUCCACUGCUGAGGUAACUGAAAUGGUUCUUUCAAAUGCACAGUCACUAGCUGAAUUGGGGCAACAGAAGGAUGUUGGCCCAGGUGAAGAGAGAACGGACCACACCAAUGUUAGCCCUGACAAGCCUGAAGAGUCCCUGUCAGUUGACAGUGGGACCCCAUCUAUGGCUGCAGAAAAGGAGAACGACUCAAAUGUAGAGGAGCUGACUGAAGAGAUGGUUGUGGAACCCAUGGACCCCAAGAUCAUGAUGGAGAGUGAAAAUAUGAAUAAAGACCAGGAGGAAACACUGGAGGAAAAAGAAGACCCAGUCGCUGGGAAGGGUCUCCCUCCUGGUCCAGAGGUGGUAAGGGAGAAGAGGCGUGGCCAGCCAUCCAAACUGGAAAAACAAUCCAGUAAUGCAUCCAAGUCAGAUGGACAAGAAGAUGAAAAAGAAUCAGACCUGUCUGAAAAGGAGGGGAGAGUAACUCGCAAAAGAAAACUAUCAAAUCAGAAAACUGGAAUGCCCAAGGACUCUGGUGAGGAGAGUAAGGACCAACAGAGCCAGGAGGAUCCAUCUCCAGAGUCUGUUGAGGAAGGUGACGUAGAGAAGGCCAAGGAGCCCCAAACCCGACGGAGAGGCCGGUCUUCCAAGGCCCCCGUGGAGGAAGACGAUCAGCCACCAGAGCCUGGGAAAAUAGAGGAGACUCCUACUCGUCGAGGCAGGCGUUCAGGCGCCCAGGCCAAAGAAACGCCCGCAGGCAGUAAGACGAAAGAGAAGAAGGACGAGGAGAAAGCAGGAGAAACCUUGAUGGAGAAGCCGCAGGAGAAAGAGGAGAAAGGCAAGGAGAAGAUGGAACCGAAGAAACCUGGCCGGCGUGGAAGACCACCCAAAGCUCAAACUCAACCAGCGGCAACUGAAAACGCAGAGAGAUCUGAGUCCAAGGAGACGACUGACGCCUGCAAACCUUCAAGGAAGAGGAAACGGUCUGAGGGAGGAGAGGAAACAUCAGAGGAGACUCAGCCUGAUGAGAAGGAGGUACCGGACGGUGAGACCCAGGAGCAAGAAGAGAAAUUGCCCCAGGAGCAAGAAGAUAAAUCACCCCAGGAGCAGGAAGAGAACCUGCCUCAAGAGGUUAAAGAGAGCCAGUCAGAAGACCAGGAGGAAAGAAAACAUGAGGGUCACAGCGAAACUAAAACCGAUGAAGGAGAGCAGGACAAAGAGAAGCCUAAAAAAAAGCCAGUCCGAAGGGGAAGGCCCUCCAAGGGAGCGGAUGUGACUCAAGAUGACCCUGAGAAAAAAGACAAGCCUGAUGAGAAGGAGGGGGAAACAAAAGAGGAGGAGGAAGGAGAGGAGGAAGAUGAGGAGGGGGAGGGGGAGGAGGAGGAGGAAGGUGGGACGAAGAGGAGAACUACGACGAGGUUGGCAGCCCGUCUGGAGGCUGAGAGGAACAAACCAAGUAAGCCUUCUACCCGGGCUAGUAGACUUGGAGGUAAAGAGGAAAGUGCCGCAAGCACACGUGGAACAAGAGGGCAGGCCGUUGUUACGGCUGCCAAAGGAGGCCGUAAACGGGAAGCUAGUCCCCCGGCGCUGCGCACCAGAGGAGGGCAGAAAUCUGAGGAGCCCCCCUCCAAAAGAGCCAAGCGAUGAACAAACGGGAGAACCUAGAGAGACUCGACAGCAGACUGAUGUCUUUGAGACUCGCCUCCCUUGGGGGGUAAAUCCCUGAAUAUCAAUCAGUGUGUGUGCAAUUACAUUCAUUCAUCAAGCUGCUAUGAAACCCAUAGCUCCAUUGAGUUUAUUAGCUUAGUUUCAGUGUUUGAAAAGGAAGGGUCUGGGGUCUUCGUUGAUUAGAAAGGUAAUGUCUACAACAGCAGUGUUAGUUCCUCUGGCUAAUGGCGUCUUACCUGCAAUGAGCUCACAGAGCUGUCCCUGGUCUGCCUGUUGAUCACGUUGAUUGCUGUGUUCCUGUGCAGCCUUAUUCACAUUCCCAUGACCACAACACAGUUAUCCAUGUUUGCUUUCCAUCUCACCCAGCCUUACACUUGAAUAGUAACGGCUUGGGAACUAGCUUGUCACCUAUAAGAAAAUUAAAUGUUCUGUUUGAGUGAUUGAACUCCAGAUGCUUUAGUCUUUCAUGUUGGAUGUAAGUGGUCCUCAGAAUGUUGGAUGGCAUGUUCACAAUCUUAACACGCAUUUAGGUUCAUAUACAGUAAAGCUGUGUAACAAUUAUAGAUGUGAAUUAUAGUCUCAUAGCUGGUUUUACUAUUGUUUUUAUGCCAUUUGUUUUUACUUAAGUGUGCUUGUCACUGUUGACAGAACAUUGAAAUCUUCAUUCUGUGAAUGUUAUGAAGCUAUUACUGUUGUAUUGUUCAUGUUUUGGAUUUUACAUGUUGAUGGGUAUGUGCUACCUAUCAUCCUCAUUAGGUGAUUUUUUUAUUUGAGUAUUUUUUUAUAAGACAUAGCUCACAAUGGUUUGUUAACAUUAUUCAAAGUACAAAAUAAACUUUUCUUACUGUUGGAAA
Hypomesus transpacificus is the source of this 6036-nucleotide messenger RNA. RefSeq names its product biorientation of chromosomes in cell division 1-like 1 (gene bod1l1). Bases 140 to 5161 code for a protein of 1673 amino acids. The record is from RefSeq and is a predicted model, not a curated record. The transcript has 28 exons. Lineage: Eukaryota; Metazoa; Chordata; Actinopteri; Osmeriformes; Osmeridae.